AUGUUUCACACACUAACGAUUAUCGCGUUAUUAGUAGCUAACGUUUGUGGUGGAAUAAUUGGAAGUCUACCCCUUCCGGCCCAGCCGAUUUUCGGAGGCACUGAUGCCAAGGAGGGUGCUGCACCUUAUCAGGUUUCGUUACAACAUAUAGGCCAACACUUUUGCGGUGGAUCGAUCAUUGCUGAUCGAUGGAUACUGACUACUAGGCUUUGUAUAGAAAACACAAUACCAUGCUGCAUAAGUGUCCUCGUUGGGACGAAUGACAAGCAAAGUGGUGGCUCUAGAUACGAUGUUGAUCGUAUACUUCCUUACGGCAGCUGGAACGCAUCGAUCGAGAAGAACGACAUUGCAUUGGUACGCUUAUCAACGCCGCUAAAAAUUAGCGAACGGGUAAAAAUAAUUAAAUACUCCACGGCAGCAUUUAUUCCCGAUAAUGCUACCCUUACCGUCACUGGCUGGGGACAAGUUGAUGCAGUCAAGUUCACAAAUCAGCUUCAAACUCUCGAUCUGCAGCAUGUUGCUCUCGACCGCUGUAGAGCCAUUUAUGUUAAAGAAGGUGCAAGAAAUUCGACAUUGGUUAGCGAGGCAAAUCUGUGCACUGCUACCCGUAGGAAGAGUCAAGCACUGUGUAGUGAUGAUGCUGGUAGUCCGGUAAUAUGGAAGGGAGAACAGGUCGCCAUAGUUAGCCGGUUGCUAAAACAAGCUUGCACUCCGGAAAUUCCUCACAUUCAUACACGCGUUUCGUUCUAUCACGAUUGGAUACAGAAGACGAUUGCUAACAACAGUGAUUGA
Molecule: messenger RNA, 792 nt
Organism: Anopheles maculipalpis
Lineage: Eukaryota; Metazoa; Arthropoda; Insecta; Diptera; Culicidae
Product: chymotrypsin-1-like
Exons: 4
Coding region: 1-792 (263 amino acids)
Biological process (GO): proteolysis
Molecular function (GO): serine-type endopeptidase activity
Source: RefSeq, a predicted model, not a curated record